AUGACACGAGAAGCUCAAGCAGCAGAAGCCGCAGGCGCAGUCCCCGCCGGUGGCCUAUGUCUGCUCGUGAUCGACCAACAAGUGGACUUCCAUCCCGGCGGAUCACUGGCGAUCCCCACGGCCAACGAAGACGCCGCGCGCAUUGCCGCGUUCAUCCGCCAGCACACGGCGAAGCUCAAGCAGCUCGUGCUCACGUUGGACUCGCACCAGCGCUACCACAUUGCGCAUGCGAACUUCUGGGAGAACGCCGAGGGGCGCUGGCCCGACCCGUUCUCGUGUAUCACAGCUGAGGACGUGGCCACUGGCGUGUGGCGCCCACGCGACCCGAGUCUGAAGGACUACGUGUUGGCCUACACGUCGGCGCUCGAAGCCAGCGGCAAGUUCACGCUGUGCAUCUGGCCAGAGCACUGCAUCAUUGGCUCGCCCGGGCACAAUGUCGUGCCGCCAGUCCAUGCAGCUGCGAUGGCGUGGACGCAAGCGGCGCUGACGCCCGUGCAGUACGUCACGAAGGGCAGCAACUCGUUCACGGAGCACUACUCGGCGCUCCAGGCCGAGAUCGAGCUGCCUUAUGAUUCCUCGACAAGGUUGAACACGUCGCUCGUUGAGGCGCUCGAACGGGCCGACCAAGUGGUCAUCUGCGGCGAAGCGCUGUCGCACUGCGUGAACUACACAGUGCGUGACCUGGUCGCAGUGUGGCCACAAGACCGACGCCAGGACCUCGUGAUCCUCACGGACUGCGCGUCUGCCGUUCCAGGAUUUGAAGCCGCUGGAGAGGCGUUUCUCCGCGACAUGGCGGCAAAAGGUCUAACGCUCACGACGUCUACGCAGUUCUGUGCCUAA
This is a messenger RNA of Hyaloperonospora brassicae, 840 nucleotides long. The record is from the annotation of a GenBank genome assembly. NCBI's taxonomy places the organism in Eukaryota, Oomycota, Peronosporomycetes, Peronosporales, Peronosporaceae.